AGUCCACGAGUCAUAAAAGAGCCAAGGUUGCCUACCCCUGAACUAGAGCAACUGCCUCUCAGGAAAAACUAAAGUGGGUAGCUAGCUACCUGGCUUAUUUGUUUGUUAUUUUGUCAGGAAUGAAUCUUAUGAAACACAUAUAUAUAUAGAAUUAGUGUCAGACCUCCUCCAUUAAAAAAGAUGGGAGUGAGAUAAUCCUUUUAGAAUGCAGUAAUUAAUAUCCCUCUGUCAGCAAUUGUGGAAUUUGUAGGAGAUUAGUUCAUGGAACCUAAUAAGAAAUGAAUGCAACUUCCCUGUAAGGGGAAACCUACACAGGAGAAUAGUGAGGCAAGUUUGGCUGUGACUUAUCAAUAGAAAUCUUGAUUUGGGUAUUCCAGAGUUUUAUUUUUAUAUACAACCCAUUAGCCUUUGAGAGAGCAUUGAUGAAAGAAACUGUAAAGUGUUAGUUUUGCUUCUGCUCCUUGGGACUUAAAAAUUAUAUUUUUGACUAAAUACAAUCCAUUGGAGCCUUCGCUGGCUUGUUCUCUUCUUCUACUAAUUUUUAUACAUGUCUUCUUCCUCUUCUCAGAUGACAAAGGCAUUCAUAUUAUCUUCCAUUAAUAUCAAGUAGCCUGAGAAAAUCUGCUGCAAAGGCAACUGGUUAAUUCCUAAUAGCAGUUUAUUAGCAUUGAUUGUGGAUUCAUUGUCUGGGGCAACAAUAGAUGAGUUAUUUAUAACCGUAACUUGAUUCUGACAAAGGCUUGUUUUUUUAGCAGUCAUGUACUUCCUGUAAAGUCUUUAAACUUGUGAUUGCUGUUAACCUACACAAGCACACCACACAAGACUUGAAAUGGAAAUGCUGAUGCACUGGGAUUAGCAGAUCCAAAGCUGUGCUACAUUCUGGAUGGGAUCCUUUUAAUAUAUGCUAUCAUCAUCACAGCCCUUUUCAUGAAAGUAAAGCUAAGCAAUCGCUCUACUGAAUCCAAGCCUUCUCAAAAUGCAAAUGAUAUAUAUAAUAAACUAUCUACCGGACACAGAGAUGAAUAUGAUUCUCUGGCAGUAAAAAAAACAGAAACAGAUCUUGAAAUGGCUGUGGAAAACCAGCGCAGAAGAAAGAAACCUCAGGACAAAGUUUACACUUCCCUACAGCGGGAUAAGAUGGGUGAAGCAUACAGUGAAAUUGGAAAGAAAGGAGAGAGACAUUGUGGCAAAGGCAAUGAUAUUCUUUAUCAGGGCCUCAGCCAAGCAACAAAGGACACAUACAAUGUCCUUCAAAUGAAGCCAAUGCAUUCUCAUUAGUUACAACUGGAAGGAGGAAAAAACAUUCCUUAUGGUGGAAUGGUAGCAACUAAAGAGGACAGUUCAUUUCAGCAAAGCCAUUGCCUUGUUUGAAGAAUGCUAUUGUACAGUCAGCAAAACCCAUAUUUCCAAAUAACAUCCUAGGUUUUUUUAAAAAAAAUGUACAUAUGUUUAAAGAUUCUGCUUAAUGUAUAGUUGCUCAUGUUUAGGAGCAGAAGUUGAGACUGCUAUUCACUGCGUAGUUAAAUAAGAAAAACUAUUUUUCUUCCUUAGGUGAAAGAUAACCAACAUAUUUUCUUUCCCUAUAGAUGUUUUGUAAGGUAUUUUUAAUUGAAGAUAGCUGGGGAACUUUUGGGGGAAAGGGGAGGGGAAGAGAAUAUAGUCUGGAACCUUUUAUCACUCUCCAGGAAUUUGGAUUACUGUACAAUCUAUCAGUCAUACCAGCAAGGCUGGUGGCAAAGGAUGACAAAAAUUGUCAUUUUUUUAAAAUUGAUAACUCUCAAAUCAUUAAAUAGUUCAGAACUUAACCGAAGGUAGAUAUCUUUUUAUAUUGAAGAUGAUGGUACUUUGAAUUGCAGUGUAUGAGAAAAUAGAAAGUUCUGUUCAUGAGCUUGGAUCAUUAUCCACAAAAUGUAAUUUUCUUUAGCAUCAAAAAUAGCCUUUACUAUUACCGGCGUAUAAGACGACUUCCGUAUAUGCCGGCGUAUAAGACGACUUCCAUGAGUGCUGAAAUCUGCGCCAAAGACAGGGAUCGUCUUAUACACCGGAAAUACUGGUAGUUUCUGGCGUAUAAGAUGACGUUCUAGGAAUGCGGCCCGGCUAUAAAGACGGGGGUUGUCUUAUACGCCGGGUCGCCUAAUACGCCGGCAUAUACAGUAUGUUUGGAUGAAGUCUGCAAGUAAAAUAAAACAAAAACAAAAAAACUGGACACAGAACUAGCCCAUUUAAUAAAGCAACAAAACUAGUUUUGGCUUAGAACUACUGUACUUCUGUCAAAGAACAAAAGUCUUACUUUUGAAUAGUUAAAAUAUAUUGGAUGUCACUAAACAGUAAUCAUAAAAAUACUCUUGUGCUAUGAAGAAGUGGACCAGUACAGUUUAUGCCUGUCUUUGCAUGAUUAAAAUAAUGGAUAAGUA
This is a messenger RNA of Crotalus tigris (Tiger rattlesnake), 2414 nucleotides long. It is a transcript of the gene CD247, whose product is annotated as CD247 molecule. Gene Ontology annotation, cellular component: membrane. The record is from RefSeq and is a predicted model, not a curated record. The coding region runs from base 928 to 1278 and encodes 116 amino acids. Gene Ontology annotation, biological process: cell surface receptor signaling pathway. Gene Ontology annotation, molecular function: transmembrane signaling receptor activity. Lineage: Eukaryota; Metazoa; Chordata; Lepidosauria; Squamata; Viperidae. The transcript is spliced from 8 exons.